Coccidioides posadasii C735 delta SOWgp is the source of this 345-nucleotide messenger RNA. RefSeq lists its product as uncharacterized. NCBI's taxonomy places the organism in Eukaryota, Fungi, Ascomycota, Eurotiomycetes, Onygenales, Onygenaceae. The record is from RefSeq and is a predicted model, not a curated record.
AUGAGAAUCUCUGUCUUCGUUGCGGCUGGCUUCGCCGUUGCGACCGCGGCUCGACCUCUGGGUGAUGCUAUUACCUCCAUCAUAACCUUAUCUGGACUCCCUGGAACGGGUCAAAUCGGUAACCCAGGUCAGCAAGAAGCACCACCACCACCGCUGGUCGAGCUAUCUCCAGACCAGCCCGUUUUUCCAACAGGCGCCCUUGGUCCACAACAAACAGGCGCCAUUGCUACAGGAAUCAUUCCUAUGGGAACUGCCGCCAUCGUACCCAGCGCCACAGCUACCGGCCAGACCGCCUCGGGGGAUCCCUUGACAUUCCACUUUCCCGCUCUAAAGGCCGCCCACUAA